AUUGCAACGAUCCUUUGCCAUGGACUUUAAUAGCAGUACCUACGAUCAGAAGUACUUCAACUUCACGGCAGCACAGCUUUCAGCCGAGCGCGAACACAUUGUGCAGGAUAUUAUAAAGCAGGGUGCAGCACGCAUAAUUAAUAAGAUCAAGACCCCCGCAACAGCGGAUUUGUUGGAAGCCCAAAAGGAAACCGUUGAGCGUCGUUUUCUGGCUUCCGCAUCCAAGGGUUUGAAAGCCCUGCGAGAAUUGGACAGCAAGGUCUUCCAUGUUCCAUCGCACGUACUGCUGCCGGAACACAUGUUCCUCGAAAAUCAGUUUACCAAGGAGCAGGAGGAGCAGAAGGUAGCCAAACUGGAGGAGCUGAAGGCUAAAUACAGAGAGAACAUGACCAUGCUGGCCCACCUAAAAAUUGAAGAGGAAAAAUACGCCGCCAUGGAGGAUCUCAUCCAAAAAGAGAUCGAAAUGCAGGAUCGUGUACAAAAGAACUGCUCCGCCCUCAAUGCGGCCAAGCUGAAACAAUAUUGCACCCAAGUUAAUCUAAAACAGCCAAACAAAGACUUUGGCCAAUUAAAAAUAAUACUACAUUAUUUAUAAAUAAUUUAUUAAGGUUUAUAGUAAAUCUGUCACCUUAAAAUAAUCCAAGUUUAAAAGGGUUCACUUCAAAGCUAAAAUAAUUAUCCAACUAACCCUGCUGUUAAAUUAAUUUUUAAUUUAAUUAUCUUAAAAAUAAAAUCAUAAUUAAAUUAUGAAGUACAAAUAAAGUUAACCAAAACAUACCACUUGAUCUUCGCUGGCAACGGCAACCAAGCAACGGUCGCUGUUUAAAAAUUCCAAAUGCCUUGUUUUCAAACAGAAAACAAGCCGGCUUAAAACCUU
Molecule: messenger RNA, 877 nt
Organism: Drosophila takahashii
Lineage: Eukaryota; Metazoa; Arthropoda; Insecta; Diptera; Drosophilidae
Gene: Mis12
Product: Mis12
Source: RefSeq, a predicted model, not a curated record